UCUGACAUGCUACGACGUGUUAGAAAGCGUUGGGAACUUCAUGGCAUCCGUCCUAGUUGGAUAGGAGAAGAAAUCUUUCGGGAACUUCUUAAAUAUUGGGAGAGUGAUGAGUUUGCGGCCAAAUCUGAAAAUGCAAAGAAGAUGAGAGCAUCUGAAAAGGGUGGUUGCCUUAAUGCUGUUGGAAGUAUAAGCACUGCUGAGCAUGUUCGUCGCAUGACUAAGGAAUUAAAUAGACCACCACUUAUGACCGAGCUGGUUGCGAGGACUCGGAAAAAGAAAACAGGAGCUUUUGUUGACAAUCGUACACAAAAAGCUAUGGUAAGUUAUUUAAGCUAUCGGAUGAUUAUCAGGCAUUGCUUGUACAGUUUCUGA
This is a messenger RNA of Vicia villosa (hairy vetch), 372 nucleotides long. RefSeq lists its product as uncharacterized. Bases 7 to 372 code for a protein of 121 amino acids. The record is from RefSeq and is a predicted model, not a curated record. Lineage: Eukaryota; Viridiplantae; Streptophyta; Magnoliopsida; Fabales; Fabaceae. The transcript is spliced from 3 exons.